UGUAUAAAAAAGCCUUUUCCAUCAACAGGAAGGCAUCUUUGCUUUCUCCUCUUCUCUUUCCACUCAUGGCUUCCGUCGUUGCCGUCGCCCUCCUCCUCUUGAUCUCUGGCCUCGCGGCCAGCGUCGCCGUCCCCGAUCUGGACGUCCUCACCCUCGCCGAGCAAGAUCGGGCCGUGACCGGCCGCAGCGAGGAGGAGGUGAGACUGCUCUACCUUGAGUGGAGGGCGAAGCAUCGCCCCAUCCAGAACGCCCUCGAUCUGGACGACGACCGCUUCGAGGUCUUCAAGGACAACCUCAGGUUUGUGGACGAGCACAACGCGGCGGCCGACCGCGGGGAGCACUCCUUUCGGCUCGCGAUGAACCGGUUCGCCGACCUCACCAACGAGGAGUACCGAGCAAGGUAUCUCGGGAACUUCUCCCGGCGGAGGAGGCCCGCUGGCGGGGAAAGCAACGGUCGGUAUCAGCUGAGAGAAGGGGACUCUCUUCCCGAUUCCAUCGACUGGAGAGAGAAGGGCGCUGUUGUUGCCGUUAAGGAUCAGGGCAGCUGCGGUAGCUGCUGGGCAUUCUCAACAAUUGCUGCCGUGGAAGGCAUUAACCAAAUUGUCACGGGUGACCUGAUUUCGCUGUCGGAACAGGAAUUGGUUGACUGCGAUACCUCAUACAACCAGGGCUGCAAUGGUGGACUCAUGGAUUAUGCGUUUGAGUUCAUCAUAAACAAUGGCGGCAUCGACAGUGAUGAGGAUUACCCGUACAAGGCUCAAGAUUCAACUUGUGACACUUACAGGAAAAAUGCUCAUGUUGUGACAAUUGACUCUUAUGAAGAUGUUCCUGUCAAUGAUGAGAAGUCUCUCCAAAAGGCUGUGGCGAAUCAACCAGUUAGUGUUGCUAUUGAAGCUGGUGGCAGAGUUUUCCAGUUGUAUGAUUCGGGAAUAUUCACCGGAUACUGUGGAACUUCACUAGAUCACGGUGUGACCGCCGUCGGUUACGACACUGAGGAUGGCAAGGACUACUGGAUUGUGAAGAACUCAUGGGGUGGCAGUUGGGGAGAGUCUGGGUACAUUAGAAUGGAACGGAACAUCGAGUCCGCCACCGGCAAAUGUGGUAUCGCAAUGGAAGCUUCGUACCCAAUAAAGGUAGGUGCCAAUCCACCCAACCCCGGCCCGUCUCCGCCUUCCCCUGUAAAACCUCCCACUGUCUGCGACAACUACUACACCUGCCCUGAAAGCACCACAUGCUGCUGCGUCUACGAGUAUGGCAAAUACUGCUUCGCUUGGGGAUGUUGCCCGCUCGAGGAUGCUACCUGCUGCGACGAUCACUACAGCUGCUGCCCUCAUGACUACCCUAUCUGCAGCAUCAGCGACGGAACUUGCCUAAUGAGCAAGAACAGUCCUCUCCGGGUGAAGGCUUCCAAGCGCACUCCAGCUGUUCCCUACUGGGCGUCGACUGGUUCAGAGGUUCUGAAGAGCAGUGCAUGAGGCUGGAGACGUUUGGUUCCGACAUGAACAUCGAUAUUUAUCGACGAUUAAGAAUGCUCUUGUACAUGUAUAUUCUAUAAAGCUCCAAGAUCAUGGACUAAUUAGAUCUUGGAUUUAAGUAGGUUAUGAUGCACCUCCAUUGCCUUGUAACUUAUUUGUAAUGAAACGAAGAUUUGUCUAUAUUGUUCGUUUGAUCA
Molecule: messenger RNA, 1672 nt
Organism: Zingiber officinale
Lineage: Eukaryota; Viridiplantae; Streptophyta; Magnoliopsida; Zingiberales; Zingiberaceae
Product: oryzain alpha chain-like
Exons: 5
Coding region: 66-1475 (469 amino acids)
Cellular component (GO): lysosome
Molecular function (GO): cysteine-type endopeptidase activity
Source: RefSeq, a predicted model, not a curated record